ACAUUUCAAAUUUCUGCAUCACAGAAGUAUAAGUCAUUCACCCAACUUCUAUUCAGUUAUCUAAAUUGAUUUGUAAAAUGAUUCUAAUUACGUUACUUGAAAAAAAAUGAUACAUCCGAUACUUUGUGCUGUAAAGUAUGUAAUUCUAUCAAAUGUGUAGAAUAUCUAGUCAUUAUAUAUUAAUUGGAAAGGAGUCAGUUAAUUUGAAAACUAUCGUCUAUAUUUAGCAGUAUUGAGUUGAAAAGACAAAUUAAUUUUCCAAGAUGAUGCCUUCCUAUUGUCCUCCAAAUGUUACAUUUGAUCAAAUAUGGGUCAAUGGCACUUCAAAAUGUUUUAUGGAUACCAUCAGCACUGCAAUUAUUUCUAUGUAUUUAUUAAUUUUUGGUUCAAUUCAGUUAUGGAUGUAUAAUCGAUAUGGAACUGAAGUAGAUAGACGUACUCUACCUCGAAGUAAAUUGUAUUUAUGUCAGAAGCUGCUAUUAUUCUUUAUGCCAUUUAUAAGUUUUCUACGAAUGAUUCUACAAGCCACUGCUAUUGAUGAUAAGCACUUGUAUGGAUACAUGGUUUUCUCUUCAAUUUUAACAAUAUUUGUAUACCCAUAUUCUUUCAUUAUUCUGAGAGUAGAGAGACAUAAAUUAUUACCUAGUGUGCCACCUCAAGGUCAUGGAAUUGUUUUACUUGGAUUUUGGACUUUAGCUUUCAUUGCUGAAAAUCUUGCUUUUUUGAAUUUGAAAAAUGAAGAUUGGUGGUUUAAAUUUGAUACACCGUCAAAUCAAAUAGAGAUGGUGCUAUUUGUCUUGCGUUACUGCAGUAGUCUCUUCAUAUUCAGUCUUGGUUUACGUGCUCCUGGUAUUAUUGGUGAUCCUCCAAGUAAUUAUCACAGUUUUCAAGAUGGCUCAAAUCCACAAUCAAACUUCUUUCAAGGUCGUCCUGAUGAAAAUUCUUCAACUUGGAAAAAUGCAUGGUACAAAGUCAAAACUCUGGCACCAUUCCUUUGGCCUAAAAAGAGUGUUAUGCUACAAAUACGAGUGAUUUUUUGUUUUCUUUUGUUAAUUGGAGGAAGAGUCAUCAAUUUGUAUGUACCUCUGUACAACAGAAAAAUAGUAGACAGUGUUACUGAAACACCAGGACAGUUCAGAUGGGAUUUGGUAGUGAUAUAUGUUGGUUUCAAAUUUCUUCAAGGAGGUGGUACUGGAGGUAUGGGUGUUUUAAAUAACUUGAGAUCAUUUUUGUGGAUUCGUAUCCAACAAUACACAACUCGAGAAGUUGAAGUUGAAUUAUUUAGACAUUUACAUGGGUUGAGUCUGCGAUGGCAUUUGGGACGAAAAACGGGCGAAGUACUUAGAGUAAUGGAUCGAGGAACUGAUUCUAUCAAUAAUUUGUUGAAUUAUAUACUGUUUUCAAUUUUUCCAACAAUCGUAGACAUCCUAGUUGCAGUAAUAUUCUUUGUUAUAUCUUUCAAUCAUUGGUUUGGAUUGAUAGUAUUUACAACUAUGAUCUUGUACAUAAUUGUAACUAUAACUAUUACUGAAUGGCGUACAAAAUUCCAAAGACGUAUGAACUUGGCUGAUAAUAACCAGAAAGCUCGUAGCGUUGACAGUUUAUUAAAUUUUGAAACAGUAAAAUACUAUGGAGCUGAAGAGUAUGAAGUUGAUUGUUACAGAGAAGCCAUUUUAAAAUAUCAAGUAGAAGAAUGGAAAUCUAUGAUAACUCUCAAUAUGUUAAAUACCUUGCAAAACAUAAUUAUUAGUUGCGGAUUGUUAACUGGAUCAUUGUUAUGUCUUCAUAUGGUUGUAAAUGGAGAGGGUUUAACGAUUGGUGAUUAUGUUUUGUUUGCAAGUUACAUCAUUCAACUGUAUGUUCCACUUAAUUGGUUUGGAACAUAUUAUAGAGCUAUUCAAAAAAAUUUUGUGGACAUGGAAAAUAUGUUUGAUUUGUUGAGAGAGAGACAAGAAGUUGUUGAUAUACCCAAUGCUAUUCCAUUGAUAGCUGAUAAAGGACAAGUUGAAUUUUCGAAUGUAUCUUUUGCUUACACUCCAGAGAGAGUUGUGUUGAGAAACGUCAGUUUUGUUGUACCUGCAGGAAAAACAGUAGCAUUGGUAGGAGCAUCAGGUGCUGGAAAAUCAACCAUUAUGCGCUUAUUGUUCCGAUUUUACGAUGUCGAUGAAGGAGCAAUUACUAUUGAUGGGCAAAAUGUAAAACACGUAAAACAAGAUACUUUACGAAAAGCUAUUGGAGUUGUUCCACAAGAUACAGUUUUAUUCAACAACACUAUCAAAUAUAAUAUCCAGUAUGGAAAAAUUGAUGCUCCAGAAGCCGACAUAAUUGCAGCAGCUAAGAAUGCUGACAUUCACGAGAGAAUUUUAUCAUUUCCAGAAAGUUACGAGACGCAGGUUGGAGAACGUGGACUACGUCUAAGUGGUGGCGAAAAACAGCGAGUGGCGAUCGCUCGAACAAUGUUAAAAGCUCCGAAAAUCGUUCUACUUGAUGAAGCUACCAGUGCGUUAGACACUCAAACUGAGCGCAAUAUUCAAGCAGCGUUGAAUCGUGUUUGUGCUAAUCGCACGACCAUUAUCAUCGCUCAUCGAUUGUCAACCAUAAUCCAUGCCGAUGAAAUACUCGUUCUGAGAGAUGGAGAAAUAGUCGAAAGAGGCAAGCACGAAGAUCUCAUUUCAACGGGCGGUUUUUAUCACGAUAUGUGGCAAGCGCAACUUUCAAACGAUCAGGAAGCCGUCGUUCCUACUGAUGUCAAUAUAACUGAAGAAUAAUAUCUAUCGUUGUGUUGAAAAUUUAAUGCGCAAUUGGUUAUUAAUGCGAGAAAACAGUCUCAGUACAAUCAUUCUGCAAUAAUUAAUACAUUAAAAUAAAUGAUGUUUAUCAAUUUGGAAUAUAUUUAAGUUCCUUACAGUCUCAUAAUGUGCGGUAAAAAAUGUAAAAUAAAUAUAAAGCGACUUGAAUGGAAAAGUAAAUUUUCAAAUUUUUAUAAAAAAAAGUGAAUUUUGAAUUUGUAAUUCACUAAUGUAUAUAGUGCGCGAAAAGUUAAGCUAAAACUUUUGCAAAGAGAUUAAUAAUACUACUAAAAUUAGUGUUUACAGAAAAUUUGAGUGAUAAAAAAGUUCUUAGAAAUGUAAUUUUCUCCAAGUCUGAAAGUUAGUGUGCACUGUAUUAUGAAGAUUAAAUUAACUAUUACAAAUAAUUUGUAAAUAAAACUUUUCGUGUAUGAACAAA
Trichogramma pretiosum is the source of this 3228-nucleotide messenger RNA. It is a transcript of the gene Hmt-1, whose product is annotated as ATP-binding cassette sub-family B member 6, mitochondrial. Gene Ontology annotation, cellular component: membrane. Gene Ontology annotation, molecular function: ABC-type heme transporter activity; heme binding; ATP binding. Lineage: Eukaryota; Metazoa; Arthropoda; Insecta; Hymenoptera; Trichogrammatidae. The coding region runs from base 264 to 2768 and encodes 834 amino acids. The transcript has 11 exons. Gene Ontology annotation, biological process: transmembrane transport; heme transport. The record is from RefSeq and is a predicted model, not a curated record.